CUCCAGGAUUGACAACCAGAGCAAUUCUCGACCAUUACAGAACUUGGUAGUGGCAGUAAUCUCUCCCAACUUAAACAUUUAGCAACUAUUUCGGUAGAAAGUAUUACCCGGGUGGAAGAAGAAACGAAGCCAAGUCAGAGCUUUCAUCCCGAUCAAACCACCUCCACCACUUGUCAAUAAUUGACGAAGUAUCCUUCCCCAUCAGAAGAAGAAGAAGACAAAUCCUACCUCACCGACCCCGUCUCAACUUUCUCCUCGCUGUUAAAAUGCCGUCUGGAAUAGGCCAACCGUUGUCAAUCGUGAACCUCAUCGAUCCCAGCGAGCACCUAAGGCCCGAACUAAAAUUUGCAGCAAAGGCUUUGGAAUGCUUCCGCGAUUACUCUAUAGAUGAAAAUAAUCCUAUCAAGGAAAGAGUACGAAAGACUUAUCUUGAGAUGCAUACAAAUCAAACGAUGCACUUCGUAACGGACAGGAUCCAGCAGUGGACAAGUUUCAGUACAUUCAAGUCCGGGAUUAUGGACGCAUUGGAGAAAUUGAACAACCUCGUCGAUGAAAGUGAUCCUGACAACUCUAUUCCGAACAUAGUGCAUGCUUUCCAAACUGCUGAACGAAUUCGCCUCGAGCAUCCCGAUGACGAUUGGUUUCACCUGACUGGUCUUAUCCACGAUCUUGGCAAGGUCAUGGCUUUUUAUGAUGAGCCACAAUGGGCUGUCGUAGGUGACACAUUCCCUGUUGGGUGUCAACAUGCCCCGUCUAUUGUUUAUCGAGACACCAGCUUUGUCAACAAUCCAGACACAUACGACGAGCGAUACAAUACCAAAUUCGGAAUUUAUGAAGAACAUUGUGGGCUUUCCAAUGUGACGAUGUCAUGGGGUCACGACGAGUUUUUGUACAGAGUAUUGGUCCACAACAAGACAACACUUCCGGAACAAGCCUUGUACAUGAUAAGAUUUCAUUCAUUUUACCCAUGGCACUCUGGUGGAGAUUAUCAUCAUCUGUGCGAUAAGAAGGAUUUGGAAAUGCUUCCUUGGAUUCGCGAAUUCAACAAGUACGACCUUUACACCAAGAGCCACGAAAUCCCGGACAUUGUUGCACUUAAACCAUACUACCAAAAGUUGAUUGACAAAUACAUUCCUGGAGAAUUGGAGUGGUAAAAAGCAGCGAGAAACACAUUAAAACUUGUUUUCUAUACUUUUUCAUAUAAAUCUUCAUUCAUCUUUUUUAAUUUUACUAUAUCCCUAGUUUUUAGUAACCUUAUAUUACUUACUAUACAUAAGAUUGUACAUACAUUGCCUAACUGUAACUGAAACUUAUUAACAUAUAACUAUGUACCUAUUAUAACCGCUAAAUUCGUGUUCAGCUUUGCUACAUGAAUAACGAUUUACGUAAAAUGAUGUUGUGAACCACAAGUAUAUAAACAAUAAACAUAUAUUAUAUCGAGUAGGAAAAUAAAAUGUAACAAUUAUAUGCAGAUACUAUGUA
Molecule: messenger RNA, 1482 nt
Organism: Folsomia candida
Lineage: Eukaryota; Metazoa; Arthropoda; Collembola; Entomobryomorpha; Isotomidae
Product: inositol oxygenase
Exons: 7
Coding region: 267-1154 (295 amino acids)
Biological process (GO): inositol catabolic process
Cellular component (GO): cytoplasm
Molecular function (GO): iron ion binding; inositol oxygenase activity
Source: RefSeq, a predicted model, not a curated record